Molecule: messenger RNA, 423 nt
Organism: Ectocarpus siliculosus
Lineage: Eukaryota; Phaeophyceae; Ectocarpales; Ectocarpaceae
Source: the annotation of a GenBank genome assembly
AUGCAAGAGCGACACACACAAAGGGGAAGGGUAGCUGUCAAAGCGAUCGCCUAUGCAAGCACGCUCCCGAACGGGAAAGAGCGGGAGACUAGCCUAGAUGAGGAACUAAAUGCUGUUCGAUAUGCAGGGAGGUCGUUCGACGACGCAACGGCAGCGGAAAACAAUCAUGGUCGGCGACCAUACACCGAGCUGCGAAGGGGGAUUAGUUUGGAGUACAGAAGGAAUCGAACCCUCCAGGAUCCGCUGAAUGCCCGAGCAAAGGCGGCCCGUGCCAUCAAUCAAGAGAUGAGGGCGGGACCCUCCUCCACUCUCUCCGCCGCCAAGCCCGAGGCCCGGGCCACCAGCUUCCGAGUUUCCGGUCCCCCCAUUGGACAGAGAGCCGUCCAGGGUGCCAAAGAUCGGGCUCCGACAGGCCCUGCCUAG